AUGGACCUGGAGGAGCUGCACUUCGCAGACGACUCUGCAGACGAUCCCUAUGAGAUUAUCCUCCUGCCGGACACCCGCAAGAUUGCCCCAGAAAACAGACUUAGCCCCGCACAUGCUUGUCUAUCUCAUCCUCUCAAAGCUUUAAGUAAUAUUCAGGAGUUCGUAGAAACUACAAUCGUUCUUAAGAAGGACAAGAAAAACGAACUCGGCUUCAGCAUCGCUGGAGGAAGCGACUCUUAUUUGGAACAAAUAUGCGUCACAGAAGUGCACAGGAACGGAAUAGCCUACUCCGACGGACGCCUUCGGAAAGGUGACGUCAUUUUAGCUGUGAAUGAUAUUUCUUUCCGCGAGGCUACCUUAGCCGAGGCGGUCAAGUGCCUGAAGGAGACCCCCUCACCAGUUCGACUCAUCAUUCUCCGGGAGAACCCACAGGCGCUUUUCACCACCAACGAGAUCCCCUCGAAGUUCAUUACUGUGGAGCUCAGAAAAUUCAGCAUAAAAGACAGCAUAGGGAUAAGCAUCAUGCAAAGGACGAAUGGGAGAGGAGUCUUUGUGACAUAUGUGCAGCCGGGCAGUGUCGCAGCCAGACACGGGCGCCGUAUUUCGCAGGGGGACCAGAUCUUGGAGAUCAAUGGCCACAACGUGAGAGAGAGCAACCAGAAGGAUGUAGCUCAGAUGAUUCAGAACUUAGAUGGUGCGAUUGUCUUGCUCUUGGGUAGGGUGCCGACUCUUUACAGUUCCAUUCAAGAGUGGGUGAAGUGGAAGGCUCAGCAGUGCCUAAGGACCAGGACUUCUACCUGGUCUUCAUACACCGCCAACACGAAAGAAAAACUGCAAGUCCAAAGGCCCAGCCUACCCGUGAGCAAGGAAAGCCCAGCAUUAGGUUUUGCCAACAGUAUAGCCGCAGUCAUAUGUUCGACGGUAGUUCCAGACGUGCUCAUGAAGAGUCCAUGCCACAGUCCCGGUUCCAGCCUCCGCAGAUCCAGACUCAGUAUACCAGAGGAAUCUGGAAAGUACCGACUCGAUGGACAACGUUUGAAAGAAGAAUUGAAAUCAAAAGCAUCCGAAACUCCUCGAGUCCCAAGGAUUCUCGUGACGAGUUUUUGA
This is a messenger RNA of Uloborus diversus, 1107 nucleotides long. RefSeq names its product multiple PDZ domain protein-like. The transcript has 9 exons. Gene Ontology annotation, cellular component: adherens junction; postsynaptic density; postsynaptic membrane. The coding region runs from base 1 to 1107 and encodes 368 amino acids. Lineage: Eukaryota; Metazoa; Arthropoda; Arachnida; Araneae; Uloboridae. Gene Ontology annotation, molecular function: protein binding. The record is from RefSeq and is a predicted model, not a curated record. Gene Ontology annotation, biological process: neurotransmitter receptor transport postsynaptic membrane to endosome; neurotransmitter receptor transport, endosome to postsynaptic membrane.